Messenger RNA from Theileria equi strain WA, 2151 nucleotides. RefSeq lists its product as hypothetical. The record is from RefSeq and is a predicted model, not a curated record. NCBI's taxonomy places the organism in Eukaryota, Apicomplexa, Aconoidasida, Piroplasmida, Theileriidae. The coding region runs from base 1 to 2151 and encodes 716 amino acids. The transcript has 4 exons.
AUGUCUCACUAUUUGGAUCCCUCGUCCGGCGAGGCUCUCGAUCAGCGUCUGGAGGUCAUCUCUUGGUUGACACUGUCGUACUUUCUAAACCUCUUUUUUCUCUUAUUCCAGUCAGUUGGACUCAUACACUAUAUGUACAUUACACAAAAAUGGUUUGCUUAUAUAUCAUUUCUUGACUUAUUGUGCCUAAUCCACUGGAUUGCAUCUACAAUGCCAAAGAUGGUCGGUUACAAGGGAUCUACCUGUUGGGUACUUUACAGCAGAAUAUUAACGUUAAAGUCCUUUUUAAUAUACUUUUGGAUUUUACCAUCGCAAGUUAUCGCAGAGGGUGUCUUCAUUCACUCUCCGGGUGGAGCAACGCUGGAGAUUAUGCUCUUGCUCCUCCUUACACCUACAAUGUAUAUAAUCUUGGCAUUUAGCGCUGGAACACACUUAUAUGGUAUGAGCGCUAUUUCAACAGAGAGGCUAAUACACACUGAUAUGAUUAUUCAUGUUGUUUUUGACCUGCUGGAUAUUAUAGAUGUUUUCCACAAGUUUUCAAUAGACUAUACUACUGUUGGAAAUUCUUACGUUUUUUACAGGGUCUUCUGUGGGAUUUUUUUGGCAGCUCCGAUAUUUUUGCAUGGGUACAGCUUCCCAUCAAUGAGUGGAUCUUCUAGGAUUAACACGAAUCCUGUCCUUCCAUUUGGUGUAAAUACUGAAAAUGACAUUUAUUUCUGCAGAAAGUACGCUGCAAUCGUUGGGAUUUGUUUUGUAGAUAUGCCCUUUUUAUUCAUAAGGGUAUAUGCAUGGCAAUCUUCCAUCCAUUACACUGCUUUUGCUCCAUUUAUGUUAAAGAACUUUUGCUUCUUUUUUCUACAAGCUACUAGGAUAAGGCAUUCUUCAAUCGGUAUUAAAUCGCAAGAGUUGUUUCAAAAGCAUGACCAAAGGAAGGAAGAGGAACAGGAGUUGAGACCGCCUCCGUUUCGCGGCAGUUUGCCUCGUAUAAGCAAGGAUCUAUUUCAAGGGGUGCAGACGAGUGAUCGAUUAAAUGGCCUGCCAGAAAACUUCCUGGUUGAUAACAUCAAGUUUAGGCACCUGCUUCAAAAGAUCAUGUUUAUGUUCAAUGUAGGAUUCAAAGCUGAUUUACCACACAUGUUGGAUUCUCAUUUGGUGUUUUCAUUUUGGCAUAGUGUAUUACUUACACUCCCUCAUGUUAUACACACAGUUACAAAGUGCUCCAUUCUUGUGGUAAUGUAUCACCUAGUUGGCGAUGAAAUGAAGGAUAUAAGUCAGAUAUUCGGUUUUGAGGGGAUUUGGAAUAUUGGAGAGUCAGAAUCAUAUGAUACUCUCCGUAUUGUUAUAAUCCUCAUAAUUACAUCGGGAGUUAUGGCCUUUUUAACCUGGAUAUUACUUGGACCCUUUUUGGAUGCUCUUUAUCUGGCUUUCUUCUUGGUAGUACGUUUGUCAUCAUUUACACUUGCCUUGGUUACACUUUCACGGUUCAAUAAAUACGCACAAGUGCUGGUGGUAAUGUCAAGAUACGUUGGAAAUCCCAUAGAUUAUGUCUUUUUGAUUCUGGGAAUUAGCCCUUUUGUGAGCCUUUUGAACCAUCUUUACCCAUUUUUAUGCAUCGCACUUGGGAAGAAUGUUAUUUACUUUAUCAAUCCAUCGACAUACAAUAAAAGAUCUCGCAGACUUCACGAUACAUUUAUGCUUAUCAACAACACUCUUGCCCUGGGUGCAUCGAUUGAACAUGAUGAAACAUGCAAAGUAUCGUUGGCUUCUCUCAUUCUUCUCACAAAUGCUCGUAAUAUGACUGCAACAUUUUCAAGUUAUUCACUUUUGGUGGGCCCAAAUUUGAUAAAAUCGCAGAGGUUACAUUUUGGUUUGUUGAAUAGUCACAAACGUAAGCUUAUUGUGCGUUUGAUUUUAUCUACAUUUUGUGUUUACCUUGUAAAUGUGCACACUGAGUUGCCAUACACAUUUGCAACGACAGUGUUUAUUUUUGACGUAUUGUUUACGGCAUUUUACAUUUUUUAUACAAUGAUACAAAGAGAAAUUGCCUUGGAUGCCAUUGAACUCCAGCUGAUUUCUCUUGACAUUAUGAAUGGUUCUAAAAUUGAGGGAAUUUAUAAAAAGUAUUCCAAAAACGAAAAGUACAAGAUUUGA